UUAUUAGGUCCUAGCAGAUCACAAUAAGAAUACCCGGUACCCAAAAAAAUCAUACAGCUAACUAAAGUUUUGACAAAAAAAUCAUACCGUAGAUGGGGGUAACUAAAGCCUACGGGGAAAUUAAAGCCAUUAUAGCAGGUAAUUUUUGGAUGGUGAUAGUGGCAGCACUGUUUGGAUUCAACAGCUGAUGUUGUAUUCUUCUAAUAGGAACUUGGACUGCUUUCCAAAUACUUGUCUGGAUUAUUAAAACAAUAUCUCGGACUAAAAAUGCCUCGAAACCCAAAGAAGAAGCUUGGUAGCCGGAAGUAUAAGGAUUACACAGAUGAAACACUGAAAAUAGCUGUAGAAGAAGUGAAGAAAGGGUCAUCUUUAAGAAAGAUUGCUGAGAAAUUUGCUAUAUCAAGAUUUGCUCUCACUGCUGCCCUGAAAGGUAAGGUUAACAAAUGUGGUAGGCCUCCAGUUCUUAAUUCUGAAGAAGAAAGAAGAUUAGUUGAAUCUAUAAGCAUGGCCGGAGAGUGGGGAUUCCCUCUUACAGCACUAGACAUAAGACUAAUAGUGAAAGGUUACCUGGAUCGGUGUGGCCGAAAUGAAGUUAGGUUCAAAAACAAUAUGCCUGGAGUUGAUUUUAUUGACAGUUUUCUCAAAAGAAACAGUAAAGAUCUUUCCAAACAGUUGGAUCAAAACAUUAAAAGAAGUCGAGCGGCUAUCAGUAGAGACAUUGUGAAUAACUACUUUAAUGAACUAGAAAAGACAUUAAAGGAUGUUGAUCCAUCAAUGAUAGUAAAGGAGAACUUAAACCUGAUAUUUACCUUAUUGUUGAGCUCAUCUUUGAUAAGAACACAAAAAAAGAAACUACCAAACAGUUCUAUGGAGUCAUUCUUAGAACUUGUUUUGAGAAGAAUGAAGUUACAGUAAAGUUUUUCAGAAGAAGCUCCAAAUCAAAAAGAAAUGACUAUAUAUUUCCAAAUGUUGAUGACGAAAUGGACAUUCAGUUAACAGUUGUCAUUUCAAUUGUGAAACCAUCCAAAGUAAACAGAGAACGUUAUACUUUUCCUUAUGAACUACUGGUAAAGCACUGAUUUCAACAAGACCUAUUUUAAAUAAUAUUUUUGUCUUUUUUUAAUGUUUUUCUUAAAUAAUAAAGCUUUUUUCUUGUCAAUAGUGGUUCUUUAUUGUUACAGAUGCAUGAUUUAUGGAUUUAGUUACCCUAGCACUCUCUAACUAAAGCCAAACAUUGCUUUUUAAUGGAUGGCUUUUGUUACCCCUUUUCCAGGGGUAACUAAAGCCACCAUGUUUUC
Messenger RNA from Hydra vulgaris (swiftwater hydra), 1298 nucleotides. The record is from RefSeq and is a predicted model, not a curated record. Lineage: Eukaryota; Metazoa; Cnidaria; Hydrozoa; Anthoathecata; Hydridae.